AUGAUAUCUUUUCCCCUAUCUUCUGAGGUGUUUAAUCACCCAGUUGAUCCAGACGUACAAUCUGACUGCCCUCCAGUUAAGAAAGCAAAACGGUCUUAUUGUGAUAAUAAAAGUCCAGUGGAGGAAGAAGAAGAUAUAGUAAUGACAGCUGAUGUUGGAGUUACUGAAUUAAAUGAUACAAUUAAUAGUAAUAAUUUAAUUGAACUUUUAAAAAAAAAUCAACAUAGAUUUGAUGAAGUUUUAUUUAAUAAAGAUGAUAAAAGAAUUGAUGAUGACAAAUUUAAAAAUAGGACAACAGAAAAAAAAUUUUUAUCAACAACAGAAAAAAGUACAAUUAGAGUAAUUGGUCAAUAUCUAUAUAACCUUGGUUUAUUAGAAUCAUGUGAUGCAUUGAUGAAAGAAUCAGGUUGUAGUGUUGAGGAUACUCGUGCUAUAGCAUUACGUGAAUAUAUUGUCAAAGGAUAUUGGGAUGAAUGUAUUGCAAUUCUUGAUGAUAUGAAUGAAGUAUUUAAGAGUGAUGAACAAAAAUUAGAAUUAAAAAUAUUAUUAUUAGAAGAAAAAAUUAAAGAACAAAUAACACAUGGUGAUUAUUGUUUAGCUUUUAGAACAUUACAAAUAGAAUAUCCAUCUGAUCCUAGAUUAAGUAAAAGAAAAAUUGAUUUUGUAAAAAUAAUGAUAGAAAAUAAAUAUAAUGAUAGAAUAUCAUGUUGGUGUGAUGAAGGUUAUGAACAAUAUAAUAAAAAUAUUCAAGAAGAAAGAAGAGAAUUAAUUGGUGAUAUUCAAACAUUAUUAGAACCAGACUUUUUACUACCACCUCAUAGACUUGAUGAAUUAUUAAAACAAUCAGUUAAAAAUCAAUCAGAAGAUUGUAUGUAUCAUAUUAAUGGUAAUAUUCCACCAUCACCAAUUAAUAAUAGCCUUAUUUAUAAUCACAAAUGUUCUUUUGAUGAAUUUCCUGGACAUAUUAGAUUAGUUCUUCAUCAUAAUUAUAAUGAAAUACUAGCACUUGAAUUUUCACCAUGUGGUAAAUAUCUUGCUACAACAGGUAGAUCACGUACUUCCUCUAUUUAUACCAUUAAUGAUGAUGGAUCAUUUGGUGGUGAACUAAAAUUAUCAUUUCCAUCAACAAUAGCUGGUGGUGGUUGUAUAUCAUGGUCAUCUAAUUCAGAAUGUUUAGCUAUAGCAUCACUAGAUGACGAUAGAAGUGGUGUCUUUGUUUAUAGUGCAAAGACUGGAUAUCUUUUGCGUCAAAUAUGGUCAUUACCGGAAAGUAAUGAAGCAUUUACACUAGUUAGUUUCUUUCCGAAAGACAAUAGUUCAAGAUUAGCAUUUGCUGAUUUAAAAGGACAUUUUUAUGUUGCUGAUUUUGAAUUAGACCAUAAUCUUCGCUAUGAUGUUAUUGAUGGUUUUAGGAUGAGAGCAUUAAUUUGUUUAAGUGAUGAUUGUUCAGUCAUUGCUGCUGAUACACAUAAUCGUAUCAGAAAGUAUACUUUUGAUAUUUCUGAAAAUCAUAGCCCAAAAGGAGAAACAUUGAUGACAUUUGAUUCACCAAUAAUUCAUAUGGCUAUUGAUAAAAGUGAAAAAUUUUUACUUGUAACAACAAGAACAGCGGGUCAUCGUGUAAUUAAUAUUGAAACUCGACAAAAUGUCGGUACUUAUUACGGUGCUCAUAUCACAAAUUGUAUUAUUACCUCAUGUUAUGGUGGUCCACAGGACGAAUUCAUUGCUAGUGGUUCUGAAGGUAAUAAUAAAGUCGUAAUAUGGAAUAGAAAGAAAGCUGAACCUCUUUUAUAUUUAAACGGGCAUAGUAAAAUGGUAAAUUCAGUUUCAUGGAAUUCCGUUAAUCCAUAUAUGUUGGCAUCUGCGGGUGAUGAUGGUACUGUUAUAAUAUGGACUCCAAAAAGAAUGGUUCCACCAUCAGGAGAAGAUCAUAUACAAUAUAUGGAAGGUACCCGUAUAUCAGGUGACAAAUGGACAAAAACCAAAAAAAAGGUUAUUGAAAAAAAUGGUAAAAGUCAACCUGAUUACUUUACAUCAGAAUUUUAUGGUCCAGAAUGGUAA
Messenger RNA from Strongyloides ratti, 2061 nucleotides. Its product is annotated as WD40 repeat and LisH dimerisation motif domain and WD40/YVTN repeat-like-containing domain and WD40-repeat-containing domain-containing protein. Lineage: Eukaryota; Metazoa; Nematoda; Chromadorea; Rhabditida; Strongyloididae. Bases 1 to 2061 code for a protein of 686 amino acids. Gene Ontology annotation, cellular component: GID complex. The transcript has 5 exons. Gene Ontology annotation, biological process: proteasome-mediated ubiquitin-dependent protein catabolic process. The record is from RefSeq and is a predicted model, not a curated record. Gene Ontology annotation, molecular function: protein binding.